UCUUCCUCUGGAAAUGGGACAAAAUUGCUACAACGUGCAGCAGCUGUAACCCUGUGCCGCGGUCGGAAAUCGUUCACAGGUUUUCGAGUCAACAACAUACGGAACCUUGAAUGAUCGGCAGUAUUCUACUAAGAUGCGUACAGGAAUUGCCGUAUUUUUGUGUUUAGUCUGGGUGAGCUAUAGUUCAAGUUUCGGAUUCCCUGAUGGGAAACGUAUAUCAGAAAGGAAAUGCGACGAAUACCGGAAGCUUACGGUAAAAACGUCAACGUUGAUAACGCUUUCUAUUCGGCCAACAGCGAUCAAGUACGACGAUUAUAAGUGCCCCAAUACAGUGGAUUUGAUUGUGGGCGGCGAACGGGCACGCCUCGGGGAAUUCCCCCACCAAGCAUUGCUCGGGUACCCUUCGGAGACUAAUCAAAUAGAAUUCAAAUGCGGCGGCUCGCUUAUCAGCAAACGUUUCGUUCUGACGGCAGCGCACUGUUCGAAAGGGGUUGAUAAUCCGACCGUGGUCCGACUGGCUGAGCUUGACCUUGCUGUCGAAGACGACGACCAGGUGGAUUUCGAUGUGGAGCAAAUAAUCAAGCAUCCGAAAUAUACACAAAAGCAGGCUUACAACGAUAUUGCCCUCGUAAAGCUAGCCCAAGAUGUGCUGUUCACAAAAAUGCUACGCCCUGCUUGCCUUUGGGCUGGUAGGGAGAUAAACACGACCCAGGCACUUGCUACCGGUUUUGGUCACACUGAAUAUGGUGGAAAAUCCUCGGACCAAUUAAUGAAGGUUCAGCUGGACGUGUUCGAUGCGUCGGCUUGCAACUAUCUGAAUUCGGGCUCAGUGCGACGGAAAUUUCCCCAAGGCGUUAUCGACAGUCAAAUAUGUGCGGGGAGCUUGCGCGACAAUCGAGAUACCUGUCAGGGUGAUUCCGGAGGCCCGCUGGAGGUGGUAACCGACCAGAAGGGCUGCACGUUCCACAUAGUGGGAAUAACGUCAACCGGUGCGGCGUGUGGGUUCUCAACGCCAUCGAUCUACACCAGAGUUUCCAGCUUCAUCGAUUGGAUCGAGGCUACCGUUUGGGGUGAGGAGGCAUGAGAUGAAAAUUAAACUUUCGGAUGUUUACAUAUUUAAUCAGUUUUUUUUAUUCAAUUCUUUUUAUUUAUAUUGGAUGUAUAAAUUGUCUUCUAAUAAAUCAUGACUGAAAAGGUUAUAA
This is a messenger RNA of Armigeres subalbatus, 1202 nucleotides long. Its product is annotated as serine protease snake-like. Bases 134 to 1084 code for a protein of 316 amino acids. Gene Ontology annotation, molecular function: serine-type endopeptidase activity. The record is from RefSeq and is a predicted model, not a curated record. Lineage: Eukaryota; Metazoa; Arthropoda; Insecta; Diptera; Culicidae. Gene Ontology annotation, biological process: proteolysis. The transcript is spliced from 4 exons.